This is a messenger RNA of Pogona vitticeps (central bearded dragon), 1354 nucleotides long. Lineage: Eukaryota; Metazoa; Chordata; Lepidosauria; Squamata; Agamidae. The record is from RefSeq and is a predicted model, not a curated record.
UCCUAGGGUGUGCAAUCGUUCAGUCUUUAUUAUUUUACUUCUGACCAUGCAGUUCAUGACAGGGGAAUGGCACCCUUUGUGUGCCCUCCUUUAAAGUUGUCCACACCAAAUCUUUCUUUCCUGUAAUACAGUAGGACCCUGUAUCCAUGGGAUCGGCAUCCGCAGUUUCACUUAUCUGCUGCCUGAAAUGAUGAAAAUGGAUGUAGGAGGAAGUAGAAGUCUGGGCGUCAAAAGGACAGACAAGUCUCUGGUCAGUCACCCAUCACACCAAUCAAAGCCUGGGCUGGUACUGACCUUGGGACAAGGGGACCUUGGACAGCUCGGCCUUGGGCCGGAUGUGCUUGCCCGGAAGAGGCCCGCCGUGGUGAAGCUCCCUGAGAAAAUCAUCCAGGCCGAAGCAGGUGGUGUUCACACCGUGUGCCUCAGCGAGACAGGCAAGAUUUACACCUUUGGCUGCAACGAUGAGGGUGCCUUGGGCAGAGACACUUCAGAGGAAGGUUCUGACUCCGUCCCGGGGCUGGUUGAUUUGAAGGAGAAGGUGGUGCAGGUGUCUGCGGGGGACAGCCAUACGGCAGCAUUGACAGAAGAUGGCCGUGUUUUCAUCUGGGGUGCUUUCCGGGAUGAGAAUGGAGUCAUUGGCUUACUGGCUCCUCUGAAGGGGGAGGAGGAUAUAGAGUCGGCAACUGGUAGCCCUAUUCCUGUGGAGCUGCAGCUGGAGGUCCCUAUUGUUAGAAUAGCCUCAGGAAGCCAUCAUUUGGCAUUGGUGUCCACGACAGGGAACUUGUACACGUGUGGUUGUGGAGACAAUGGCCAGCUUGGCCGAGUGCCCCAAAUCUUCGCCAUGCGAGGGGGAAGAAGAGGUUUGGAGCGGCUGCUGCUCCCACAAGCCGUCACCAUCAAACAGAGAGGCUACAAGACGAAGGGACACAUUCGGGACGUCUUCUGUGGUUCCUAUUUAACAAUUGCCAUCACCGAAGAGGGCCACGUCAUUGGGUUUGGCCUUUCCAAUUACUACCAGCUGGGUUCUCAAGGAAUUGACACCUUUUAUUCCCCGAAGAUUCUGACAGCAUUCAAGAACUCCACCAAAUCCUGGGUUGGGUUCUCAGCUGGGCAACAUCACACGGUGUGCCUUGAUUCUGAAGGAACGGUAUAUAGUCUGGGCAGGGCAGAUUAUGGCAUGUUAGGCCUGGGAGAGGGAGUUUCGGAGAAGAGCACCCCGACCAUCAUCCCGGGACUGCCAAAAUCCUCUUCUGUAGCCUGCGGAGAACGAGUCGGCUAUGCGGUCACCGAAGACGGUGAGUCUGAAACAAGCAUUGGGUUAUUUGGGCAUGUUGGUUAGAGUGCUAGACUGGGA